Molecule: messenger RNA, 4166 nt
Organism: Phaedon cochleariae (mustard beetle)
Lineage: Eukaryota; Metazoa; Arthropoda; Insecta; Coleoptera; Chrysomelidae
Source: the annotation of a GenBank genome assembly
GCCGAUAGUCCGGUGACUUCCGGGUCGCGAGAGACAGAUACUCCGGGCGCCAAGGUCGAUUAGAAGCGAGCGUCGAUCCUUAUCCUUGCGCCGAAGAUCGGUCAGCGUGACUGGUUGGUUGUUGUUUUUGUCUUCUUCGGGUAUAAUAAUGUGACUCUGGUGUGAUGCGUGAAAUAUGGUGGUUUAUUUUUACGCACUGGUACUGGUUUUCUUUGUGAUUAUUCUCGGAUCUGGUGAAUUGGACGCCAAAAAUUCCAAGCUCGCUCGCCACAAGGCCCUUUCCUACGACGCCUACGUCGCCACUAAAACCUGUAGGACGGUGCCGGGCCUCAGCAAAGCUCAGCUGGAGCUCUGCUACAGACUGCCCAAUGCGACUGUCUUCGCGCUGCAGGGGCUGAACCAGGCGGUCAAGGAGUGCCAGCACCAGUUCCAGGGCCAUCGCUGGAACUGCUCGUCGCUGCAAACCAGAGGGCGCAAUCCGUACAUCAACUCCAUGUUGCAAAGAGGCUACAGAGAGGCUGCUUUUGCCCAUGCCAUCACCUCUGCAGGAAUAACCAUCUCCAUCUCGAGAGCAUGUAGUUCAGGACAGCUAAAUAACUGUGGAUGUGAUUCCAAGACGUACAAAAUGAAAGAAACGUUGUCUUCGGCUAAUUCUCUUUCCAAAACUGACUGGAAAUGGGGCGGAUGUUCGCACAACUUGCACUACGGAAUGAAAUUUUCGAAAAUGUUUCUGGAUUCCAGAGAAUGGUCCGAGGACAUUCAAUCCAAAAUUAAUUUACACAACAAUAAAGUUGGUAGAAUGGCUGUUUCGAAUAACAUGCAACUCAAAUGUACAUGUCAUGGCGUGUCAGGAAGCUGCGAGCUCAAAACUUGUUGGAGAGCAUCACCAGACUUCCGAGUCAUAGGAAAUACUCUGAAAGAGAAGUUCCAAACCGCUAUCAUGGUGGACCAGACGAAUCUGGGGAAGAAGAAACUCAGAAAAUUCAACAUGGUCAAACAGAGAAAGCGGAAAAACAAAAACAAGCCAAAGCAGUGGACGCCUCGCAAGAACAAGCACAAGCGAGACCUGUCGCACGACCUCCUCUACUACGAAAAAUCGCCCAGCUUCUGCGAGAGUGACCCCUUUCUGGACGUGCCUGGCACCACUGGCAGAUCAUGCAAUAGGAGCAGCACAGGGCCGGACGACAGCUGCGCGAAUUUGUGCUGCGGCAGGGGCUACAAUCUGGUCAAGAUGAGGCGGGUGGAGAGCUGCAGGUGCAAGUUCGUGUGGUGUUGCCGGGUCGACUGCGAGACGUGUAGCUACGAGGAAUGGAUCAGUGUUUGUAAAUAGGAUGGACGUUCGAUGCUUGCUGAUCUUAAUUGUGGGAGUAGAGGAACUAAGCUGAUGGAUGAAUGGAGUGGAUCACCUGAGCAUUAAACCCUAUUUUCAAAUCGAAUAAGAGAUCGUUGAAAGUACUAUACUUAUCGUCUUCCAUAUUUAUUCAUUUAUUUAUGUAUUCAAUUUUCCAGUAGACAAUUGCAAAAAAAAUUUAUAGAGAUAUUCAAGUGGGUAAACUUAUAUCUAAAUAUAAUACAAAACAACACAAAAAUGAAUGUGGAUAAAACAAUAGUACAAGUAGAACAACAAUAGUAAAAUAGUAUUACACUUGAUGAGUAUGAUAUGAUAGUUGGUAUUGUAGGUAAUAAUUGAAACCACAGUAUGUACAAAACGUCAGAUUUGAAUCAAAAUACGUGAGAAAAAUAUUUAUCGACGAAGUAAUACGAAUGUUCCUCUAACAAGACUCUGAGGGAUCUUUUAAAAUAAUUUGAAGUUUUCCAUAGUUUUAUUCCAUCAGGUAGGGUGUUGAAAAUUUUCGUUGUCGUGAUAUUGUUCGAAGUUUUCGUUACAUCACUGAAGGGGAUAUAAAAAUCAUAUUUCUCUCUAGUAUUGACUCCAUAUGGCGGAAAAUGUUCGUGUGAAAUUUUUCUUCAUUUUGAGAUACAUAUAAACAUGAUUCUAGAAUGAGUAAUGAUGGCAGGUUCAGAAUUUUCAAGUUCUCCAAAAUGUCACGACAUGUAGUUCUCUUAGACAUACCUACUAAUGAACGAACAACGCCGACAAUAAUAUAAAUUCAAUAAUUGUACCCUGUUGAUGUAUGAUACACCAACCAAUCAUAAAAUAACAAAUACGUAUUAUUCACUAUUGGGAUUUCGGAAACUAUGGGAGAAACGAAGAUAGUUCAAUAUUAUUCUGUCAGGAAGUUAUUGUUUGAUAACUAAAACAACUAAGUAUUUUGAAAAUUACUAGAAAUAAUGUGUAUUACAAUCAUUAAGAUCACUCAUAACAAAUUAGAGGCUAUACCAAAGAACUUUCCGUACUUGUGUAUAUUAUAUAUAUAGUCAAAUUCUAGAGCUAUAAUAGGUCUAUUAUAGCAACAUGAAAAAUACCCCUAUUUGUAUUGUAUUGGUUUGGUAUGAGUUGAUGACAUUCUUCAGGGUAGAUUAGGAAUAAAUAAGUCUGCAAUGAGUUGUGUAUUUUUACUUUCUGCUAUUCAGAUACAGAGUAGAGAGUUAUUGAGUAUCUGUUAUGUAAAGAAACAAGAAAAGGCCUCCCUAUUCCAUUGUAAAUCAAAUACAGGGAUUUCAGACUGGAAAUACAAAUUUAUAGAUGGCAGGAAUUUCAUAACGAAAUGCAUAGUUUAUGGUAAUGACAAUCAAAAACACUUCCAUUAUUAAAUAUACAAUAAAUAUAUAUAUAACAAAACAUGUGUGCAGUGUAUACUGUGUGCGUAUAUGGCCAUAAAAUUAGGACGAUUAAUUGAACGAUUUCCAAAAUCAUCAUCCUGUGAGUCAAUUGUCUUAUAAAGUGAUCAAUAUCGAAAUGAUAAACCAAUCUGGUUGCCUUUUUAUUUCACUUUACUGGAAGAAUUUGGGAAUACCUCGUCAAUACAUAUCAGUUAAUCAUAAAUGCGCGAGAAAAACUCUCAAAAUUAUUUUUCAUCUUUAUAAAUAUUUUGUUUGGCGCGAGACAUUCUGAACCUUGGGAGAAAAAGAAGUACCUACAUGAUCUCAUUUUCAAUUACUAUUUUACAACAUGAAAAAUGUUCUUGAAUCAAAGUAAUGUUUGAAAAUAUUCGAUUUUGAGAGAUGGUGGAGAAUUCAGGUGGACCACUUCAAUUUUUGAGCAGUUUAUUUUCAGGACAAAAAUAAGAAAAUUUUAUAUGUGAAACAUACAUAAAAUAUGCCGUGUCCUUCAUGGUUCCUUUACUUAGCAAGCAAGUAGAAGUUGCCUUGCCAACAUGAUGUUCUCUCGAACUGAAAUGAAUUUCUUUCGGUUGUUCUUUGGAUUACAGGAUAAUCAUGUUUCAGAGCAAUAUCAUAAAGAAAAACCAUCAGGGUUAACAACAUAUCUAGCUAGUUUAAACUAUUUGUAAUUAGUAGUUAUAGUAGAUAAACUGUAGAGAAACAAUUAAUUUAUUUCUAUUUAUAUAUGAUUUAUCUAACAAAACAUCGCAUAUUACAUUCUAAACUUCAGUUUGUAUAAAAUCAAUAAUCAAUUACAAUGUGAUCUGUAAUAUUCUAACAUUAUUUCUAAUUUAGUGGAGGAACAAAAUAUAGAGUGAAAAAUGUAUAGAUGUAUUUGAAAAACUCCGCAAGCUUAACUUCUUCUUUAUUAUUGGUUAGAGGAAAAAAGGUAACUGUACUUGUGCAGGUCCCUUUUUUUUCAAAAUCAACCAAAGCAUAAGACAACUGUGGUUUCUUGAAUGUAUUUUUGUGUGCUCAGAUGAAUUCGAAAUUAUUCCUUGAAUUCAACGAUCCAUCUUUUAUACGAGUUAUCUUAAUUUUAUCAUCAUUUUCAAAAGAGGUCUUCCUUUUACAGCAAACUCAUAACUAUAAUGUCAACAUAAUCGAUUCACUCAAAAUCAUUCCAAAUUCAAGGCUAUAUAUUUUCCACAAACGGAGCAUUCUGCAACCCAUGUUCUUGGAGAUGUGUCUUCCUUCUAUAAGAGAAGUGUUUCAUCAAUAAUUGUUCUGGCUCACCCAAUUUGAAUUGAAAAUCAAGUUGAAUAGACGUCAAGAGUUCACGAUAUUAUGAUUCACAUUAUAUGAACUGAGUAAAUGUAUGAAUGACAUAUCAUCAUUGUAAAAAAAUAUCUGUGAAAGAUUUAAUAAACAAAUUGAAACAA